CAUGAGAUACAAUUUGCCUGCUCGAAAGAAGUGACUGUAAAAAGGGAGGGGGGUUAUCCACAAACAUAUUCAUAAGGGUUGACGGAAUGGCCACCGCGGCUUCCAAUCCUUAUCUACCCAGCAAUAGCAUCUUAUCGUCCGGCUCCAUCGUGCACUCUGACUCCGGGGGUGGUGGCAUGCAGCCGGGCAGCGCUGCGGUUACCUCCGGGUCUGGGGGCUACAGGGGAGACCCCUCAGUCAAGAUGGUACAGAGUGACUUUAUGCAAGGCGCAAUGGCAGCGAGCAACGGGGGACACAUGCUGAGCCAUGCCCAUCAGUGGGUGACAUCCCUCCCGCACGCCGCAGCGGCCGCAGCAGCAGCCGCGGUCGCAGCAGCUGAAGCCGGAUCGCCUUGGUCGUCGAGUCCCGUUGGGAUGACGGGCAGCCCGCAGCAGCAGGACGUGAAAAACUCCGGCAGAGACGAUCUGCACACGGGCACCGCGCUGCACCACAGGCCCCCUCACUUAGCUCCCCAUCAGACUCACGCCGGGGCUUGGGGGAGCACGACUGCGGCGCACAUUAACUCCAUAUCCGGGGGGCAGCAGCAGCAGCAGUCGCUGAUCUACUCCCAGCCGGGAGGGUUCACUGUGAACGGGAUGCUGAGUCCGGGGAGCCAGAGCCUGGUGCACCCGGCACUGGUGAGAGGAGACACCCCGGAUCUGGACCACGGCAGCCACCACCACCACCAUCACCACCAGCAUCCGCAUCACCAGCACCACGGCGGCGUCAACAGCCACGACCCGCACUCGGACGACGACACGCCGACCUCGGACGACCUGGAGCAGUUCGCCAAGCAGUUCAAACAGCGGAGGAUCAAACUGGGCUUUACGCAGGCGGACGUCGGCUUGGCUCUGGGCACCCUGUACGGGAACGUUUUCUCUCAGACAACCAUCUGCAGAUUCGAGGCUCUGCAGCUCAGCUUCAAAAACAUGUGCAAGCUCAAGCCUUUGUUAAACAAGUGGCUUGAGGAGGCCGACUCGUCCACCGGCAGCCCCACCAGCAUCGACAAGAUCGCGGCGCAAGGAAGGAAGCGAAAGAAGCGCACAUCCAUCGAAGUGAGCGUCAAGGGGGCUUUGGAGAGCCACUUCCUAAAAUGCCCCAAGCCCUCGGCCCAGGAGAUCAGCUCCCUGGCGGACAACUUGCAGCUGGAGAAAGAGGUGGUUAGAGUGUGGUUUUGCAAUAGGAGACAGAAGGAAAAACGGAUGACGCCCCCAGGAGUGGCACAGACGCCGGAGGAUGUGUACUCUCAGGUCGGCAAUGGGCAUUUUUUAGUAGAUUACUUAAAAGAUGCAAGUGAAGCGAGCGACCAGAGGGUGACAACUACAAGUUCAUUCCACCAGGUAAUUUUGGCGCAUUGAGACACACCAAGAGGAAAACCAAGUAUUGUUUUUAUCUUUUUUUUUCUCUUACCCC
Stegastes partitus (bicolor damselfish) is the source of this 1452-nucleotide messenger RNA. RefSeq names its product POU class 3 homeobox 3b (gene pou3f3b). Gene Ontology annotation, biological process: brain development; regulation of transcription by RNA polymerase II. NCBI's taxonomy places the organism in Eukaryota, Metazoa, Chordata, Actinopteri, Pomacentridae. The record is from RefSeq and is a predicted model, not a curated record. The coding region runs from base 87 to 1397 and encodes 436 amino acids. Gene Ontology annotation, molecular function: RNA polymerase II cis-regulatory region sequence-specific DNA binding; DNA-binding transcription factor activity, RNA polymerase II-specific. Gene Ontology annotation, cellular component: nucleus. The transcript is spliced from 2 exons.